Molecule: messenger RNA, 345 nt
Organism: Calliphora vicina (urban bluebottle blowfly)
Lineage: Eukaryota; Metazoa; Arthropoda; Insecta; Diptera; Calliphoridae
Exons: 1
Coding region: 1-345 (114 amino acids)
Source: RefSeq, a predicted model, not a curated record
AUGACUGAAGUUAAAUCAACAAAUCUUAAGUCUGAACGCAAAAGCAGCAGCUCUUCUACUUCACCAUAUUCCCUACCUUAUAUGAUUUAUAGGUAUAAAGAAGAAUUAAGAAAACCUGAUGAUAAACCGUUUAUGAGAUUGUCCAAAGUGAAAGUAUUACUCACCGACAACAUGAUCACCAAUACCAUACGCAAUAUCGGCCAAUACGAUGUCAUGGAAAUAAUGAACCUCAAUGAGCAAUUGCAGUUUAAGAAGCGCCUGCAAACAAAAAUGCACAAGAUACGUAAACUGGAAAAAAUGGGAGUCAAGGAUAUUGAUCCAAAUAAUAUAAGUGAUGAGAUGUAA